GGCUAGGAGGGGCUUAGUCAAGUGACUAAGGACUCCCUUAGUCAUGGGAUCCGCUCUCCUAAGGAAGAGGGCAAAUGGAUAGUAAGAUAGAAGAUUCCGAACUCAUAGAGAAAAGGAGUUUGCUUUAAUUGGACCGUUGGAGGGAAAGGCCACACCAAAAAAUGAAAUCAAAAUAAAGAAAGAAAAGAAUCCCCUGCCUCUGUGACACAACUCUGCCGCCGAACUUACAAAAUCCCCCAAACCCCAAAACCAGAGCAGAGAGACAGAGUAGCCUCCGCCAAUCGAUCGUUCAAUCCGUCAUUUCUCAGAUCCUCCCUCCAUUCCAUAAAAAAAACACCCAUAUAGGUGAAAGCAAAGGAAAGGAAAAUCGGAGGAAGGAGAAUCAUGGCAUCGAUCAGCGGCGCUCUGCAACACCAGAACCCAACCUUCCAGUCCACCGCCGUCUUCAGCCUCCUCGAUCCAAUCUCCCUCAUUCUCUCCCAAAAUUCCUCCGAACCCAUCUCUCUCAAGCUCACGGUUGAGACCUACGCCAUGGAGCGGGGGCCUCGCUACACGGCCUAUGCCCAGCUCAGGGAAUCCAAGCUCCGUACCAAGACCACCACGGCGGCGAUGGGGACGGCGUUUUCCCGAUUACCCGAGUCGGAGACGGAGUCCUGGAGGCAGCAGACUACUCCGCCGCUGAAGAAACAGGUCAAAUUCAAACACCAACUCCACCCGCUCCCAUCCCCUGUUUCGAGAAGGGCUUCCGGGUACGGCGCGUCGAUGGUGGCUCAGUCGGUGCCGGAUUUCUCGGCGGCGCUGAGGAAGGAGAACAGGAAGCCUCCGCCUUCACCGGCCAUGGCGGGACACCUGACUCCGUCGCCGUGCAAGAGCGGUUCGAAGAUGCAGGGUGUGUUGUCUUCGACAGGGAGCAAGUCUGUUGGGUCGGGGGAGAAGAGGAGAGGGGUUGGGAACGGCGGUGGCAGUGGGUUGAUGGCGAGAAAGAGCUAUGCGAGUGUGGAGGAAUUGAAGGGAUUGUCGGCGGCGGCGUCGAAUUCGAUCAUGAAUGGGGAAAACAGAGUGGGAGGGUUGACCAGUAGCAGCAGGGGAAAUGGUGGGAGAGGAAAUGGAAAGACCGUACUUGGAUACCGGCACCACUUCUAAAGAAGUGUGGGUUUCUUCUUCUCCUUCUCGAAUUACGAUUCUUACUGCCGUCGCGAGUUCUUGUUCUUCUUUUUGCCCUUCUGCCAUGGCUUGUGUGGCCUGUGGUUAUGGUUGGUGUUCUUUGGUUCAUUUCAUUGCUGUAGGCAAUUGCGAAACCUUUCUAUUACUAACACUUGAGAGUUUCAGUUCCCUGUAAUAUAAACACAUUUCAUGA
Messenger RNA from Linum trigynum, 1357 nucleotides. Lineage: Eukaryota; Viridiplantae; Streptophyta; Magnoliopsida; Malpighiales; Linaceae. The record is from the annotation of a GenBank genome assembly.